Parasteatoda tepidariorum (common house spider) is the source of this 2199-nucleotide messenger RNA. The record is from RefSeq and is a predicted model, not a curated record. NCBI's taxonomy places the organism in Eukaryota, Metazoa, Arthropoda, Arachnida, Araneae, Theridiidae.
UCCAUGGGUUUUGAAAACUUCACCCCGUUUCUCCAAGAAAAAAGCCAUUUUCUUCCCUUCUGUGAAUUAUCUGUAACAUUUACAGAUUUUAUUGAGGAAGAAAGAUGCUGGGAUUGCUUUACACGUUCAAUGUUUAGCCCGAAAACCGAGUCUCCAAUUGUCAGUUCCUGUUUUACUUUCAAUUCCCUGAUUGGACAGCCUGACAGCAUCUCAGAAACUGUAGAGUACGGAACUGUAGAUUACGGAGCUACUUUUGCCCUUAGAUUGGAUGUGGACCCAACUGGAUAUCCGCCAUUUAUCUAUCAAUCUAAAGCACAAAUAUCAUUCCACAAUUCUCGACAAAUAGUAGAUCCCUAUGAACAAGGAUUUUCAAUGGAGAUGGGAAAAAGUUAUUCUUUUCGCUUGAAGAAAAUUGAGAAGAAUUUGCUUCCUUAUCCAUACGACACAAAUUGCAUUGAUUAUUUAGAAAAGUGGAAAGCAAGAGGAGGUUAUGGACCCACAAAUAAAAGGGAGUGCAUUCAGGAAUGCUAUGAAAACAUUACUAUGACUACCCAUACAGUGCAGCAGAAUGGAAAAGGGCGAAACCGUAAGAAUGUCCCCAUAAGAAGUAGUCGCAUGGUGCAGCUUCAGGACUGUUUGGAAUCCAUUGUUCUGGUCUCAGGAAUUGCACUUGCUGAUCUAUUUGAGAAAUUGAUUUUCCUUAAUAUUGAUUUGAACAACUUGGAAAUAACUACAUAUAACUGUAGUCCUAAAAUUGAAAACAUUGAACAUUUUGGUAACAUUGGAGGCUAUGUCGGAAUCUGGCUGGGCAUAUCUCUAGUUGCAGUUUUUGAUUUCCUGAGUACAGCGUUCGAUUUGCUGAAAUUUCCUUUUCGAAACUUGACUCUUAAAAAGACUCGAGUGCACAGAAUAAAUCAUCAAAAAAGGAAAAAGUUAGACUUUAGGAAUGUUAAUAAGAAAAAACACAAAUUUUGGUCCAAUUAUUUGACGAAUACUUUUCGGAAUUCGAUGUUGAGUGGCGUUCCGCAAAUUCUUCUGGCUGAGAGUAAAAUCAAGAAAUGCGUUCUUACAUUGGUCUUUCUGUCUUGUAUAGUAGGAUACCUUUAUCAAUCUUCUGAAUUCCUGCGACUUUAUUGGAAGUACGAAACUGUUGUUGAUAUACAUUUAACUAACAGUAACCUAACAGAAUUACCUUCCAUCACCUUUUGUAAUUAUGAUGGAACAAAUAUAACGAAGAUAUGUGAGAUGAAUCCUAUCUGGUGCUCACCAUUAUCUGAACAAGAUCAUCUUCCUGAAAAUGUCUGUGGUUGUUUACCACAGCGUUAUUGUGAAAAUGGCACUUUUAAAGAUAGAAAGGUUCUUCCUUUUGAUACCUAUGGUGAUAUAGCUUCAUUUUCACCCGAUGAACGCCUAGAGUAUGUUCAAGAUUUAAAUGAUGUAAUACGUAGCUGUUCUUUCGUGGAGCGUGGAAAACAUCCCGAGGAUUGUGACUUUUCAUACUUCAAAAAGUCAAGUGUUCCCUCACAAGCUGAAUCUGGUGUUUUGAGUGGCUGUUAUACUUUAAAUACUGUUUUUGGAAGACCAAAUGCAAAGCCAAAUGUAGUGACUUCAAGUGGAACCAUAAUUCUCAAUAUUUCAAUUGAUGAAAGUGAAUAUUUAUAUCUUCAUCAUCCUCCAGAAGGGUUGAUAUCGUUUCACAAUCCGUACCACAUUGUCAAUCCUCACAUGAAAGGCUUUACUUUAUCUCUGAAAACACAACGACAUACUUUUCAUUUAAAGAAGGUGGUGAGGAAGCUACUUCCGUAUCCUUAUGACACAAAUUGCAUUGAUUACUUAUCUAGAUGGAAAGAAAGAGGAGGCAAGGGUCCGUUAAAUAAUGAAGACUGCUAUAAUGAAUGCCAAUUAAAUAUUAGCUUAAACGUAUUUGAGUGUCUACAUUCUGAGUUCAGACCGUAUUCAAUGGAAAGCAUCUUCUGUCCUAUGGAAUUCCUUAAUGUAACUGAGAAUGGUAUGUCAGUGUUUGAUACAUCCGAAUUCAUACCAAAAAUCGAUGAGUGUGUGAAAAAGAAUUGUGGACCUGCUUGUUACGAAGAAUCGUACGAAGUGAUAAAAGAUCUAGAAGAUGUGCAAAACGAGGCAAGUUUAGGUUUUAACACAAAACUUUAUUUAAUAUUAAAAACACCUACUACAGAGUUUUAA